AUGGCCUGUGAAAACAUCAACAGCCCAGGUGCAGGUACUUCAAGCCUUGUCUCAUCUCACCGACAGGGAACUGAAUCCUUACCACUGGUGCAUCACACAGCACUGCCCCUCACAGUAGUAAGAGGGGAGCAGGGAGGCACAGGCUUUCAGACUGGGCUGGUAAUCUGGGCUGGUCCCUCUCUGCAGGGCAGCCCUGAGCGUACAAUAAAUCAAACACAAACAUCUGGAGGAAGAAGAGAAGCAGGACUGCAAGGAGGAGGAGACCAAGCACAGUUUGCAGCAGUGGGGCUGUACUUUAAACAAGCUGUGUGGGAACGCAGUGCUGAGGAAUGUGCCCUGAUCGCAGAAGGCAGGGAUACAGGAAACAAUAAGACGAGGAGUGGGCAUUUCCUGUCCGUGCACUGGGAUUCCACACGCAGUGCUGCGCUCAGAGGAGCACAGGACCUCUCCGUCAUGAGAUCCACACGCAGCGCUGCGCUCAGAGGAGCACAAGACCUCUCUGUCACGGGAUCCACACGCAGUGCUGCGCUCAGAGGAGCACAGGACCUCUCUGUCACGGGAUCCACACGCAGUGCUGUGCUCAGAGGAGCACAGGACCUCUCUGUCAUGGGAUCCACACGCAGCACUGCACUCAGAAGAGGAAGGAUCUCUCUCUCAUGGGAUUCCACACACAGCGCUGUGCUCAAAGGAGGACAGGACCUCUCUGUCAGGGGAUCCACAUGUAACGCUGCCCUCAGGGGAGGAAGGAUCUCUCUGUCAUGGGACUGCUGUUUGGGGCAAACUGUAUAGUAAUAAUAACUGCUUUAUAGGCUGGCUAGAACUGCUUCUAAUGGAUCCCUGGACUCUGGUGUUACUGGAUAAGCAGCCUCCCCCCCACGGUGCAGUGCUGCAUCUCUGGUCAGUUGGGAGUCUGAGAUGAAGCACUGUAGCUCGGGAAGGGGGCGCUGUCACAGAGGGAUGCUGUCACAAGGGGGCGCUGUCACAGAGGGGCACUGCCACAUGGGAGGAGUUACCACAGGGGAGCGCUGUCACAGAGGGGUGCUGUCACAGGGGGGGUGCUGCCACAUGGGGGCGUUGUCUGGAAAGGUAGGUACUUUCACCUCUACGCCGAGUCAGAACCAAGGAAAGUCCUCUGGUGUGCUUGGAUUAAAUGAACACACAUUCGUUUGGAAAUAAAAACGAGUUUAGUUUAUCGCAGCUGCUGCAUUAAUUGUUCAAUCAGCCCACACUGAAAAAGCACCAGCUGAAACGCUGUAUAGAUAGUUUUACCCAUUAGCUGUAUAAACUUAUAAAAUCCCACAAAAAUCUUCUUCCAACACCAUUGAACCAGCCCUUGCUUUCCUCCCUGUCCCUCCCUCACCUUGCCCUCGGGGUCCAGUUUUCCCAGGAAUCCCUUGGGCUCUCACAUGGGGAUUCCUGGCAAUACUGUUCUUGGGGGCAAGGCUUAGCAACGUGACCUCACAGAGAGGGGUGGGUGUCGCGUCAGGACCUGCUGCGACCUCAUCGAGGAGAGGUGAUCUUGUAGCACUGGGGAGUGCUGGAUGAAUCCUCCCUGUACACAGGAUCAGACCCCACUGUCACAGCACUGUUGCUUUUCUUUGUCAAAUGGUUGGGAGAAGAGCGAAAAAUGAAAGAUGUUUCACAUUUUUUGUCUUUGAUACUUUUUGUAUUGUGUACAUUUUAAAAUUGCCCAUCAAUGCAAUACAAAGUUAUGAAGUGGAUGUAUUUAUUGGUUGCAGGUACUGCAGUGGGCUCUGUGAUAAUAAAUCCUGACAGCCUU
Polyodon spathula (Mississippi paddlefish) is the source of this 1780-nucleotide messenger RNA. RefSeq lists its product as uncharacterized. The record is from RefSeq and is a predicted model, not a curated record. Bases 1 to 789 code for a protein of 262 amino acids. NCBI's taxonomy places the organism in Eukaryota, Metazoa, Chordata, Actinopteri, Acipenseriformes, Polyodontidae. The transcript has 4 exons.